Molecule: messenger RNA, 2173 nt
Organism: Halichondria panicea
Lineage: Eukaryota; Metazoa; Porifera; Demospongiae; Suberitida; Halichondriidae
Product: protein OS-9-like
Exons: 10
Coding region: 120-2000 (626 amino acids)
Biological process (GO): endoplasmic reticulum unfolded protein response; retrograde protein transport, ER to cytosol
Cellular component (GO): endoplasmic reticulum lumen
Source: RefSeq, a predicted model, not a curated record
GAUAUCUAGACCUUUAUUAUCUAAUUUUAAAAGUAUCGCUCAUUACCCAUCUAGAUCUAGAUACCAAGCAACAAGUUGGAUAUCUGUCUCCUUUACUCACUCUGUCUAUCCUCUAAGUCAUGGCUAAAGGCAUCCAAAACUGCUGGCUGUAUUCAGUGUCAUCUGUCCUGGUAUCCUUCAUUCUUUGCUCUGCUCUAGUUACCACCUCCUCCAUUCAUGGCAUCCUUCAAGAGGCCAAAUUUGGGCCCUUUAACUUCACAGAGCUUGAGCAGGCUUUAUAUGAUGUUGAAUUGCUCAGAGUACCGCUACCAGAGAGUGCCCUGUUGAGUCAAGGCCGAGAAAAGGCAGAUUACACGACGUUAGUCUCCAGACACGGUCAGAGGUAUGCCUGCGAGUUACCAUGGCAGUCAUCCCCGAGUGAUGAGCACACUAUAGAGGAACAAAAACAACCUGACAUGAACAUCACAGCUUUGUUACUACCUCUACAGAACAGACCAUGUCCUAUUAAGACAGUGGGAUGGUGGACCUACGAGUAUUGUCACGGCCAGUUUGUACGUCAGUACCACAUGGAAGGUGGUAAGGUUGUAGGGAAGACCAUCUAUAUCGGUUUCUAUGAGAACGAGACUGAGUGGAACAAGGAACAAGUUGACAGGGUACAGAGUAUUGUUAACUCUCUGAAGGAUACGGUUGGAGCUGGUCCUUUGCCAGUCACUUACCAUCAAGUACAUUUUGUCAAUGGAACUGUCUGUGAAGCUAACAAGAAACCAAGAACAGCCAAAGUCUUGAUCCGUUGCAGCCUAAGCAGUGACGACAAGUUGUACGAGGUGGUGGAGAGAGAGACGUGUAGCUACACACUCAUCAUCCACACCGCUAUGCUCUGUCAUCACCCUCUCUUUGUCACGGGGAACAGGGGUCGCACUCACACUCUCUCCUGUCACCCACUUCUCUCUCAGAGUGACUAUCAAAAGUACCAGGAACGGUUAGGUCACAGCAAAAGAAGUGCAGACAGCCCAAAUACUAUUGAGCACAAACUACCAACAAAUGGAGAUUUUCAGUCUUUCCUUUCAGAAUUUACCACCUCCCAAAACAAAGACCAUAUACAUGUACCAACCUCACAUACAACAAUGGAGCAGUCAACCACUCCUGGUGAAGCAACUACAAAUACCGACAACACUGAACAGAACCCCCCUUCACUUAACAAAGGUGAAAAAGUAGGAGAAGAUAUUGAUAGUAAAGUCCACACAAGGCCUUCUUUGAGUGAUAUGAAGGAUUUGACAGUGGAGAAACUCACUCAAGAGAUUGAGUAUGCUUACAAGCAGUUGGUAGCUAGUCUAGAUGAGCAAAAAGACACUGACCCAACAGCAGCUCGACUGAAGAAGUCUAUCACUAGUCACUACUCAGACUUUGACAAACUUAGGAAAAGGAAAGCUAUGGAGGAAGAAGUUGAGAAGCACUUGACAGAGGAUGUGAAGAACUUCAAAGAGUCUAAGGGUGUCCUCUCCUCCAAGAAGGAACGUCCUGCAGUGAAGCCGUAUGAAGUACAAGGUGUGAGGGAGGCACAGAGAUCAGUCGACGCCCCACUGGAGAGGGUGGGUGAGAAGGAGCUUGUGGAAGAAGAUGCGCUCACUUUCGAGAGGUUAACCGAUAUGGAGGAGGCAAUAAACAAAGAGAUUGAAGAACACCUUCGGGAGAAUGGAAUAGAAGGCAAGGCUGAUGUGAAAGUGGUUGCCUUGCCGAUGAAUGUCAUGGAGAUGCUGCUGGAUGAAGAUUCUGAGUUAGAGACUGAUGGUGAAAAUGAUGAUACAGUCAAAAUGAUACUAAAGUUCGGGGAAGGCCAGCUUUUUGGAAACUCCGAACUGUCAAAAUUGUUUACCCUUAAUAGCCCCCCUACUGACGAGAGGAGGAUGAGUACCGAUGAACGAAGAGUGAGAGAUCUAGAGAGCAGCUACGACCAGGUGUGGGGGGAGCAGGAGGAGGCUGACAAGAAGAGGAGAACAUGACAAAACUUUUAGGUUGACGUAACGAUAUCUGUUGUUUUGCUCACAUUUUUACUUCUGGCACAAUGUAGAGUGUUGGUCGUUGUAGUUAUUAUUUACGUCCACCAUUCAUUACUUCAUGUAUAUCCUGUCACAUGUGUUUUUGUGAUAACUAUGAAUAUGCUAUGCUCACAAUA